Molecule: messenger RNA, 1029 nt
Organism: Parastagonospora nodorum SN15
Lineage: Eukaryota; Fungi; Ascomycota; Dothideomycetes; Pleosporales; Phaeosphaeriaceae
Exons: 3
Coding region: 1-951 (316 amino acids)
Molecular function (GO): oxidoreductase activity
Source: RefSeq, a predicted model, not a curated record
AUGAAUCUGUUCCAGACCCUUUGUACCCGCGGUCCAGAGCAUAAGAAGUCGUUGAAGCCCCAACAACACAAGGUGUUCAUCGUUGACUUCGAUGUUGACGAGACGACAUAUUGCGUCGAGGAGCAUCUUGCCACAUACGCUCCGCGUGCCGACUUCUCAAUAACCAACCUUCACAACCCAGAAGAGAUCCGGGCAGUAUUUGCCAAAGCCACAGAGUUCUUUGGUGGUCGUAUCGAUGUUGUCAUCAACAACGCAGGCAUCGCCAGAGGUUUCUUCAACGCUGGCAAUGGCACCAUGGAAGACCUUGCCACAGCCGACCAAUGGCAAGCAUACAUCGACACUAACCUUAGCGCGCCUUUCUACAUGAGCCAAGCCGUCAUCCCUUUCAUGAAGAGCCCAAACAAUCAAGAUGAGGCCGUCCAUCAAUCCAACGACUUGAAGCGCACAGAAGAAUUCAACAACCUGCCCCUCAACUUACACGGCGAUGAUAAGCUUGACGAGGGUGGCUGCAUCAUCAACGUCGCUUCUUUCCGCGCACACCAGUCUGAUCCCGACUGCGAAGGCUACGCAGCCUCCAAGGGCGGUGUCCUCGCGCUCACACAGGCCAUGUCCGUCUCCUGCCAACGCUGGGGUAUUCGGGUUGUGGCUAUCUCUCCUGGAUGGGUCAGCGUGCAGCACGAAUGCAAGGCCCGCGACCUCGAAUCCAUCGCCAUGCAAAAUGGCUCGUACAAGAAGGUCGCGCCACAUGAACCCGAAGCGUUAGCACAGCGCAUGAAGUCGUGGGCGAGCGAUCUUCCGGAUAUUCAUCACAGGCAGCAUCCCGCUGGACGAGUUGGGAGGGGUGAGGACCUGGCAGAGAUGGUAGACUACGUUAUUGGUGCGGGCUUCUUGAGUGGGCAGGAGCUGGUUCUUGAUGGUGGUGCCAACCGGAGAAAGAACCCAGAUAUCUAAGACGUUAUCAGAGCCAAGAUAUGGCAUGUUGAAUAAGUGAGCCUGUCUUCAUCCAAUUAAUCGAGAAGUUCAAUCCGA